UAAAACGAUGCGAACAUCAUCAUGAAUUCAUUUUUAUGAGAUUUGCAUAGAAAAUUAUAGACUCACAUCAGAUGCACUUUUAUUUUAUUUCCCUACCGACCAUAUUCGGUUUUUUCGUGGACCGCAUUUUCCUUCACCAUUCCCAUUCUUGCUCUUCUCUUCUUCCUUCACCUUCUAACCCAACCACUUUUCCCAUUUCUUCGAUUUUGCUUCCUUAAUUCCAUCGAACGCUGUCAUGGAGGAAGUUAACGUUGUAGAAACUAAGGAUGGAACUGUUUCAGUAGCUUCUGCGUUUGCUGGUCACCAGGAAGCUGUGCAGGAUAGAGACCAUAAAUUUUUAAGAAAAGCAGUUGAGGAAGCAUAUAAAGGGGUAGAUUGUGGACAUGGAGGCCCUUUUGGUGCUGUUAUAGUUCGUAAUGAUGAAAUAGUUGCUAGUUGUCACAACAUGGUUCUGAGUAACACGGACCCAACUGCUCAUGCAGAGGUGACAGCAAUAAGAGAGGCUUGUAAGAGGCUUAAGCAGAUAGAGCUUUCAGAUUGUGAAAUAUAUGCUUCUUGUGAACCUUGCCCCAUGUGCUUUGGUGCAAUCCACCUUUCUCGAAUCAAGAGGUUGGUAUAUGGAGCUAAGGCUGAGGCAGCAAUUGCUAUUGGGUUUGAUGAUUUUAUUGCAGACGCAUUGCGAGGUACUGGAUUCUAUCAGAAAGCACAGCUGGAGAUUAAAAGAGCUGAUGGUAACGAGGCCAUCAUUGCCGAAGAAGUUUUUGAGAAAACAAAGGAAAAAUUCCAAAUGUACUAGAUUUGUCAUUUUUUUCAUGCCUGAUGACAAUCAGCUAUUCAGGAUUGGCUUCAUUUAACGCAUUGAAAUUGUUGAUAGUGGAUUCAGUUUAUUUGAGAAUAACAAGUUAUAUGCUAGAGUUUGAAUUG
This is a messenger RNA of Abrus precatorius (Indian licorice), 924 nucleotides long. Its product is annotated as guanosine deaminase-like. The transcript is spliced from 5 exons. Gene Ontology annotation, molecular function: zinc ion binding; guanosine deaminase activity; tRNA-specific adenosine deaminase activity. Gene Ontology annotation, biological process: tRNA wobble adenosine to inosine editing; purine nucleoside catabolic process. NCBI's taxonomy places the organism in Eukaryota, Viridiplantae, Streptophyta, Magnoliopsida, Fabales, Fabaceae. The record is from RefSeq and is a predicted model, not a curated record. The coding region runs from base 236 to 796 and encodes 186 amino acids.